UGCACCGACUGUCGCGCAUUGUAUGUAUGUACACAUUGCAAUCUGUCACCAUCUGUCACUUUCAAAGGGGACACAAAGAGUAAUAGCAAUAUAUGUAUAAUCUUGCCUAUUAGCUUAAGAUAUCGGUGACAAGUGUCCGCGUACGUUUAGAACAGUUCGGAACAAAUGAUUAUUUUUUAGCCCGCCGCCGUCAUGAAACUCGGAUGACAUUUAUGCGCGUGUGUUAAUCGUUACGUUUGCCUAAAUAAAAUAUAGUUAUUCGAUUUCGUACAGCUGUUUUUAAGGCUACGAAGAUGGAUCAGAUAAAGGUCCCUAAGAUAGAGAAUGUGAGGAUGCUUGAUAAGUAUAGCAAUAAUCAUUCCAUUGGCACACUCUACCUAACAGUGACACACCUCAUCUUUGUUGAAAGAAGUGGCAAAAAGAAGAUAUGGGUGCUGUACACACAUAUCUCUAAUAUAGAGAAACAGCCAUUGACAACCACAGGAUCACCAUUGUAUAUUAAAUGCAAACAUUUCUUCAUUGUCACAUUUGUUAUCCCAAAGGAACGCGAUUGCCAUGAGAUUUAUCUCACGUUAUUGAAAUUAUCCUGCCCAGCUAGCGUAGAAGAUUUAUAUUGCUUCAAUUAUCAAGAAAGCAAGGAUACAUUACCUCAGCACGCAGGAUGGAACUUCUUCAAUGUACAAAGCGAAUUUCAACGGCAAGGUGUACCAAACGAGGAGUGGUCGCUUUCGUAUUUAAAUAUUAAUUAUGAGCUUUGCGAUACUUAUCCAAAGUACUUAUACGUUCCCAGUACAUCUACUAAAAAUAUUUUAUUAGGCAGUGCAAAGUUUAGAAGCAGAGGAAGGCUACCAGUUUUAACUUAUUUGCAUUCAAACAAGGCUGCUAUUUGCCGCUGCAGUCAACCACUCUCGGGAUUUAGCGCGCGGUGUCCAGAAGACGAAGAAAUGAUGCAUAAUAUAUUAUGUACAAAUCUUAAUUCCCGGUAUAUGUAUGUUGUUGAUACAAGGCCACGGAUUAAUGCCUUUGCUAACAGAGCUGCAGGAAAAGGAUAUGAAAACGAAAAUUUCUAUGACAAUAUCAAGUUUCAUUUCUUCGGAAUAGAAAACAUUCAUGUAAUGAGAACGAGUUUAAAUAAACUUUUGGAUUUACAAAGAUCAACCUCCAUGAGUGCAUUCUUGAGCGGUCUUGAAAGCAGCGGUUGGCUAAAGCAUAUUCGUUCUAUCCUGGAAACCGCUUGGUUCAUCGCACGAGCAGUUUCAAACGGCGUGAGCGUGGUAGUGCAUUGUAGCGAUGGAUGGGAUCGCACAGCGCAAGUGUGCUCCCUGGCCGCAUUAAUGUUGGAUCCAUUUUAUAGAACGAUCCAAGGCUUUCAAGCUUUAAUAGAAAAGGAUUGGCUGUCGUUUGGUCAUAAAUUUAGUGACCGCUGUGGCUAUGUCAGUAGCGAUGGUAAAGAACUCGCACCGAUAUUUACACAAUUUAUAGAUGCAACGUACCAAUUGCUACAGCAAUAUCCAUAUAAAUUUCAAUUCAAUGAGUAUUUUCUUUUAACAUUACAUGAUCAUGUACAUAGUUGUCAACACGGUACGUUCAUCGGAAACACUGAGAAAGAAAGGCAAAUAUUAAGAUUAUCCGAGCGAACAUAUUCGUUAUGGGGCUACUUAGCAAAUAAUAUGAACGAGUAUAUAAACCCAAUCUACAGAUGUAAUCGUUACAAUAACGAAGAUUCCGCUGACAUUCUUCAACCUAAAUUGGCACCUCAAUCUAUCGUUCUUUGGAGAGGAUUAUACUUUAGAUUUGAGAAUGGAAUACAUCCUAGAGAAGCGUGCGACGACUUAAUUCUGACGAUUUAUGAUCACACAAGUUCUUUAGAAGAUCACGUAAAGCUUCUGUUAAAACGAGUCAAUUCUUUGGGACAACUUUUAAAUACGAAUAAUGCUCAAAAGAAAGGAAAACAUAAAUUCGAUAAUAAAUUCAUGAAAGACUCUCUGUCGGAGACUAUAAUCGAGAACACCGCAAAUCAUGAUGAAAAAACGAAAGCUAAACUAAGAGCGAAUCAAGUGGAAAAUGAAUUGAAGACAGUCGCUUUAGAAUGGAAAUCGUCGCGGAAUAUGGAAGAAUGUGGGUGUUCUACCACAUUCGAUGCUUUCAACAAAAAGCAUCAUUGUUGGUCCUGCGGUGACGUAUUAUGUACAAGAUGCAUGGCGGCACAUACUAAAUUAUCUGGACAUCUGUCACAGCGUGCCGUACCUACGUGCAAAUCGUGCUACCAAAGUUUCGGUAUAUCUGCUACUAGUCCUUGAUUACACUUUAUUUAAUGCCGACUUAUGCUUAUAAUCCAUAUUUGUACGCAUCUCUUUGAGUAAUGAAAAAGCGUAACAUAUAUCUA
Solenopsis invicta (red fire ant) is the source of this 2386-nucleotide messenger RNA. It is a transcript of the gene Mtmr6, whose product is annotated as myotubularin-related protein 6. Bases 294 to 2300 code for a protein of 668 amino acids. The record is from RefSeq and is a predicted model, not a curated record. NCBI's taxonomy places the organism in Eukaryota, Metazoa, Arthropoda, Insecta, Hymenoptera, Formicidae. Gene Ontology annotation, molecular function: phosphatase activity; metal ion binding. The transcript is spliced from 13 exons. Gene Ontology annotation, biological process: dephosphorylation.